UUCGCGCGAAAAGUGUCCCAUCCUUGUUUGGACCUGGAUCAGCUGGGACAAUAACAACAACUACGGACGACUACAGGACAGAGAAAGACGUUUUCAGAAAUGAACUGCACCCGCCGCGAGCUUCUUGCGGCCGAGCAUAUGCUGAUUUGGCGGAUCCACUUAUUUACGGGAGGCUUUAUUUUCUGUCUUUUUUAAAAAGCUGCACUUUAGUCGGACAUCUUCCCGUAUGCCCCAACAAGCCGAGAGGGGUUGGGGCGAAUGACAUCGCUAGCAUGCUAAUAUGAUUAACUCUGUGUUCUUAUGUAGGACGUCAUUUAUUAAUGUCCCACUCAACGAACACUUUAUUAAAAUGGUCCGAACAUAACGGAAGCCUUUUGGUGGAGGUGAAGGCAACUGUCUUCGUGCCGCACAGCGCUUUUGACCCUUUCUGGGAAACCGCCGCAAAGUUUUUUUACUCGUCAUUUCAUUCAAGUUGCUGCCGUGUCGGGCGUUGUGUUGUUUCUCCUAAAACGUAAACGGCGACUUUGCCUCGUGUUUGUGCACUUUUCGUGUCGUCCCUCCAAGCGGCUAGCUCCUCGUUAGCAUGCUUGUCGGCGGGGCCUGGUCUCGUGCUGACAACCACAGGUGAAAACAAAAGGAUAGCAUGCUAGCUCGCCACCCAUCUGCUCAUUUUACUGCCUCGUUUGCUUUGUGUGCUUAAACCUCAGCUCUGGCUUCCCGAGCUGGUACGUAUUUGUCAUUAUUUGUAUUUCAAAUACAUUUGGUAGAACGUCACGCCCUGCAAUUUCACUCGGAAGUAGGAUUACAAUAUGGGUGUCAUACACUCAUGAGGAACUUCUCCAAAAAGUCUCCACAAGUUGCUCAAAAACACUUGAAGUCAAACGAUCACGCGGCCUCUUGCUCACAGAUACAAGAACCUUUUAAGUGGAGGACUUGUUGAGUUCGUGUGAAUCUAGUUCUGGCAUAGCAAACUGUGAGAGACCCCUGCCAUGUCAGAGACUCUGAUAACAGGCCACACGUCAGAGGAUCUGUUGGCUGACUUUGAGACUUUGCUCAACUCUGGAGGUGUCGCUCUUGGUCAGGACCACCAAAUAGUCAUCAUCACCAGCCCCAGUAAUGAGGGACUCCACCCGGACGCAGCCCCUUCCAGCACGGGAGAAAUCUUGCUGUUUGCUACCCCACAGGGAUCCGCUGAUGUGGCCUUCCAAGACGAGAGAAGGCCGUCCCUCGGAAGGCCAUCGGUUAAGAGGAAGUUGGACCUGGACAGCGACCAUCAGUAUGUUAGCACGAUCCGGCCAUCUUCAGGCCACGCGCCUCCCUCCACACCUGCCCCUCCUAGAGUUCCUCGCACCCUUACGGAGAGGUCUCGCUAUGACACCUCCUUGAACUUGACCACCAAGCGCUUUCUGGAUCUCCUGUCCCAGUCAGCUGACGGCGUGGUGGACCUGAACUGGGCCUCGCAGGUCCUGCAUGUCCAGAAGCGGCGCAUCUACGACAUAACCAAUGUCCUGGAAGGGAUCCAGCUCAUUUCUAAAAAGUCCAAGAACCACAUCCAAUGGCUCGGGAACCGCGUCGACGGGGCCUCGGUGGCCCUCCAGCAGGACCUGCGGAAGGAAGUGUGCAACCUCACCGCAGCGGAGGAGCGGCUCGACAAUCUCAUCUCCAAAUGCAAUCUUCAGUUCAGUUUGCUGACAGACGAGCCGCAGAGCAAGAGGCUGGGCUACGUGCGCUGCCAUGAUUUGAGGACGUCGUUUGAUACCUCGGACCAGUUGGUCAUGGUGAUCCGAGCUCCACCAGAGACCCAGAUGCAAGUCUCAGACCCCAGCGAGGGUUACCAGGUGUCGUUGAAGAGCACGCAAGGUCCCAUCGACGUCUUCCUCUGCCCGGACGACAGCUCCGGGGUUUGCAGCCCCGUGACGGGAAGCAGUCCCUCGAAAGCGAGCGUUGACCCCGCGGCGCACGCGCCGGCCCGCCGGUCUACACCCAGCAAAGAAAGAAGCUCCUCAACUUUGGAAGUUGCAUCGUCAUCCCCUGCGUCCACGUCGUCCACGGCGACAGCGGCGUCUCAGUCAGAGUCCUCGACGUUGUUGUUAGGUGGGCAAACGGAAUCCCUUCUGAACAGCGACCCGUUCUCAGGCCUGGGGGACAUGGCAGACUUUGACUUUUCCACGGACUUCCUCCACGGAGAGAGCCCCCCUCUCCCGCUGGAUGGUUUCAUCAACUUGUCUCCACCACACAGUCCCGACUACCACUUUGGCCUGGGCAGCGACUCGGGCAUCACCGAACUGUUCGAUUGCGACUUUGGCGACCUGUCACAAGUUUUGGGGGAGAGUUAAACAAGGGUUGGGGAGUUGGGGGGAUUUUAGCUCUGGGAAAGAGCAGACUAGUAUAGUGGACCCUCGGAGGUUCCACCUUUUUGUUUUGUUCCAAAUAGAACGGGUUCACCGUUGUAAAACUUUGAAAUACAGUGCAGGUGAGGUUUUAAAUAGCAUUGAAGUUUGUGCACACUCGUACCACACUUUGAGAUGCAUUGUAAUGGGCAACGUAAUUUCUCGAGAAUAAUGCACUUUUUUGCCCCCCCCCUCCCAAAAAAAAAGAGGGCAGCGGAAAUAUCAGAAAUAGAAGGGAGAUCUUAUACUGUACGCAGGUUCAGGGGACAAACAAAAUUCAUCACAAUGUAGAGCCGUUUACUGUUACCCCUAUGUUAAAGAUAAUAAUUAAUAUCUAAUGCUUCAAAUCUAUCAAUAAUAAUGUGCUGGUAUUGGUGUAACUACCCCAUGGAAUUUUUUUGCCGUCCCAAACUUCGCACACUUUCGAAAAAUAUUGGGAUAAAUGUUUUUUUGUUUGUUUUGCUACUCACUGUGAAUUCCAGAUUGUGGCAAAUGUUAUCAUAUCUGUUGCUACUACAUCAGUUGGAGGAAACUGAUUUAGUGUCUUGCAUUACUAGACCACAGAAAUGCAGUUUAGCCGUGAAUUAUACCUUGCACAUGCGUGUAAUUAUUAGCAGUUGUAAUUGCUUCGGUACAUGGAAGCUUUUCUCUGAGUGAUAAUAAAAUACAAAUUACUUUGCGGAUCAUAAUUACCUUAUUUUCAGCACUUACAAGGUGCUUUGGAGUAUAAGGUGCACCUUCAAUGAAAACUGUUUUCAUAUAUAAGGCGCACCGCAUUAUAAGGCGCAUCGAAUAGAAGCUACAAUAGUUGCUAUGGUUGCAUUAUGCAUCCACUAGAUGGAGCUACUCUAAAGAGAAUACAAUACAAUUCAGCAUUAUUUAUAUAGUGCUUUCCCUUCGCUGCCGCUGUAACAAAGCGCUUUCCAGAACAUUUAAAAUACUACGUCCAGGACAUCAGAAUAUUGAUCCAUAUUUCAGGCGAGCUCUCGGUUUCUGAGAAAAUGGAAUGAUUUUAGGUGCACCUUAUAGGGCGGAAAAUACAAUACAUGUUCAACAAGAGACAUUGAAACAUUCAUUGGGAUUUGGACGACUAUUCACAGUUGGAUGUCGUCUGUAAAUGGCCACGGAUUUUAUGUCGCCCCGUUUUUGUAGCCACUUCUCAGAGUGGAAAAAAUGUUUCCCACACCCUACUGAGUAUAUUACAACCAGCAAAUCGGGAGAGCGUAGUGGUCAUGUGUACAAAGAAAACUUAAGGCUGUGUAUAUUAUUUGAGUUUGUUAUUCUUGAGAAAUUACAUUCAUCCAGAUUUCAUUUAGUUGUUUUUUUCCCCAGUGUGGCUCUAAUACUCCUUUAUACUGUAACUUCCAAGUUUUACGACAAACCAGUCAAGCUCCGAGGGUCCAUUGUCGUACUUUAGACAACAUGAGCAAUAUUGAUUUUUUUUUGUUGUUUUUUUAAAUGUAACUUUUAUGUGCUUUUAAUUGAAAAUCACCCCCAAAAUUGUAUGGCACUUCCUGUUAGGACUUCAGCGCGGGUUUAGCUGUAUUUAAAUUAUUUAUGUGUAUAUAUAUAUAUUUUUUGAAGCGUUUUUUUUUUUUUUUUUUCAUUUUUGAUGGCAUGUGCAAGUAACUUGUGAGUUUGGAUCCGCAUCAGGUUUGGUAGCGCUUGCGCGAUCGCAGCUGGCGCCGCAGCUUGUCCCGUCGCGAGGUGUGACUUGAAAGGAGUUUGCGUACAAAUCUGAUGAUUUGCGUCUAAAUCACUGGAAGCCCUCAAGAUCGUUGUGGAUAGCGAGCUGUAGGGAUUUUAACUGGCGUAACGUAUUUUGCAGGUUGACCCUCAAUCUUCAUGGUUUAGAUGCCUUUCAUGGGAACGGUGCUGGUGAAGUUUAGCCGAGGUUGGAUGGUCCCGGAAGGUUAGUUCUCAAAGAACCCUCACAACCCUCAAAGUGUUCAGUGCGUGUGUGUGGUUUUUUUUUUCUUCAAACAAGAAUCGUGCUGUUGUUCUUAAGUGUACUUAAGUAAUAUGUCAAUUCGUAUUGAUGCCUUGAGUCGUUUGCCCUGCAGAUGGGUCAUCUUAUCUUGAGCGCAGCGAUCAAUAGUCAUGUGGUGGCUCAUAUACCGUACACUUAUCCAUGUAUAACACGAUCGUAUUUUUUGGGGGGGGUGAACGGCAAUAACAAACGUGUUUUCAAUUUGGCCAUUGGCCACCUUUGCAAAAUGUCGCUCUUUUGUAGAUACCAACUGCGUCGAAACAUUUUGCGCCUUCUAAUUUAUGUUUGCUAUUCCCCUUCCUAUUCCUUUUCGGGGGGAGAGGGUGCGCGUGAGGAUAAAUUAAUAAGCUUUUGUUGCAGCAUUGAAUUUGAUAUUUAUUAUUUGAUGACGUUCUAGAGAAGUGGUAGAGGUCUUCGUACCAGGAAGGGAUUUUUACCCUUAUCCAUGCAAAUGAUUCCCUGAGUAUUUUUUAUUUUAUUUUUUUUGCUUGUGAGCUAUUAGAGUGUUUUAUUUUGCGCAUCUGCCAAUGAUGGCAAAUGGGUCCUGAUUUGUAAUUUUGGAUUUCUCAGUCACUUUAAUCACAUUCAGUAUUGCGCAUAAAAUAUGUUUUGGGUUUCUGACUGUCCUUUUAAAAAAAAAAAAUCCUUCAAAUGCAUCUUUUCUCACUAACAUUGCGCAAGUAUGAAGUUUAUCAGCUGAGCAAAACAGGCGUCCACGUGUGCAAGCAUGUUUUAAAACCGGGAAAGCACCACCAGGGUUUGAAUCCCGCACCCUUUGACUCUCAGUAGUCUUGUUUGGAAUGUUUUUCGAAUGUUGUCAUGAUGAGAGUCCCCUAGAUAUCAACAUGGGCCAAAAAUGGAAUCUGUAGCUUCAAUUUUACAAAAUUUCGAUCCCGCCCCUCAUUCAGUGUUUUCUGCAGAGCCUAUCCUCUACUUUGUGCCGAAAAACUCAAUGAACAGUUUUUUGUUCUCUUUGUGGGGCUCCAAGAUAGUGGAUGAAAAUAGCUUGUCACAUUUGUCCACCCCAUGUGUUUUUUUUUCCAACCACUCUAAGCCAUUGAUUUUGAAGAUUGAAUAAUGUUGGAUGAGUUUGAAAUUAUGAUGUGGGGUUUUUUUUCAUCUGGGGGUAUAUUUACAGUUUAAGCACAAUUAAUAUGUGCAAUUGUAAAAGUUCCUUGAAAUUGUACUUUCAUCUACUUGCUGAUUGGAAUGCAGACAUGGAAUUAAUGGAUCCUGAUUUCAUUGAUUGGGGCGGAGGGUGUUAAGCAACAUGUCGGGUUUUUGGAUAUUAUUAGGUGGCAGUAUUAGUUUAUAUUUUCUUGACAGUUUAAAAGUUUUCCAAAUUGCUGAUUUUGAAAAGAUAUGUUGUGCCGGCUCAAGCGAAUGCAGCAUUUUUUGAUUAAAAAAAAAUAUA
This is a messenger RNA of Hippocampus zosterae (dwarf seahorse), 5794 nucleotides long. It is a transcript of the gene e2f1, whose product is annotated as E2F transcription factor 1. Gene Ontology annotation, biological process: G1/S transition of mitotic cell cycle; regulation of transcription by RNA polymerase II. Bases 990 to 2336 code for a protein of 448 amino acids. Gene Ontology annotation, molecular function: protein dimerization activity; RNA polymerase II cis-regulatory region sequence-specific DNA binding; DNA-binding transcription factor activity, RNA polymerase II-specific. Gene Ontology annotation, cellular component: Rb-E2F complex. The transcript is spliced from 7 exons. NCBI's taxonomy places the organism in Eukaryota, Metazoa, Chordata, Actinopteri, Syngnathiformes, Syngnathidae. The record is from RefSeq and is a predicted model, not a curated record.